UUUUGGAAUUGUGCGUAAACAGAAUAUUAUUCUCUCUCCUCCAUCGGAGUCGACGCUUCUUCGAUUCCCCUCUUCGUUUGGCCCACCGCGCGCCUCGAACCCUCCUCCUCUCCUCCUCCCCCGAUCCAAUCCCUAAUUUCGGCGGCGAAUCCCCGAUCGAUCCACGCGUUUCGAUCGAUCCCUCUCGCUUCCGAUCCCCUCCGAGGUGUUCGAUCUCGUUUGAUCUCCGAGUAUAGGCCACGGCGAUGCCGAGGAAUAGCCCUCCGAAGCAUCGCCAUGAUGGGACCUCGCCGCUGCCCCUGGGAAUGGAUUGGAGCCCUCCGCCGAAGCGAUGGGAUGGAAGAAACACUAUAUGGCCUCACAAUCCUCAAACAGGUUGGAGUUACUGUGUCAUGAUUCCGUCAUGGAUUGUCCAAACUGAACCUGGAGCAUCUCAUGACAGCUUCUUGAAUCCAAUAGUUUUUUACAGGAUUCAUAUUGGUAUACAAUCUCCAGAAGGGGUUAGCUCAAGCCAUGGAGUGCUUCGGCGAUUUAGUGACUUUUUGAAGUUAUAUUCUGCUCUUAAGAAGUCAUUUCCAAAGAAAGAGAUUCCACCUGCCCCGCCAAAGCAUUCUUUCUUGAGAAUAAAUUCCAGCCGGCUCCUCUUAGAAGAGAGACGUCACACUUUGGAGGAAUGGAUGGGGAAGCUACUUUCGGACAUUGACUUAUCUAGAAGUGCUCCUGUGGCAGCUUUCCUGGAACUAGAAGCUGCUGUAAGGUCAUUUUUCCAUGAUUGGAAUCAACAUCCUACUGAGACAAGCUCUUCAAGAAAUGCUUCAGCUGACUUUUCAACUGCUGCAUCCAAUUCUCUCUCAGUUGUAUCAGAUGUUGGUAGUGAUAAUUCAUAUGAAACAACUGAAGUCGGAACUCCAAGGAAAGGAAACAUUCAAUCCUCUGAAACUUCUGAAGUAACGCUCAAUGACAUUGGUGCACUUGGAGCAGUCAGUAAUGGUAUAAUGGAAGAACUAGUUUUGGACAAGCCAGACGAAUAUAUUAAUAGUAAUGUGCAUCACAUAAAUCUUCCUCUUGAGCGGGAUAAAUAUGUUGAAAAUAAUUCAAACUGGUCUUCUGCUCAUAAGGAGAGAUUAGAGUCCACAUCCGAACAGGACCAUGAUAAGUUUUCUCUUCAUGCUCGAAAAAACUCUUCUGAAAGUAUUGGAAGUGAUGCAAGUUCUAUAAGAGGGACCGAACUAUCGAUUCCUGGGUUUACCAACUCUAUUUGGGAUGGCUCUAUUGAUCUUCCUGGUGGUGCUGAAGCAUCAAAUUCUGCGGAAGCUCUUAUUGGUGUGAAUGACGAGCAAAUUAUCCUUCCGCUUGAUCAAAGGCAUAAAUUGAUUAGACUUCUGCUCACCAUGCAACGAAGAGUAGUGACUGCAAAAACAGACAUGGAGGAUCUCAUUGCUCGAUUGAAUCAAGAAAUGGCUGUGAAGGAGUACCUUUCUACCAAGGUCAAGGAUUUAGAGGUAGAAUUGGAAGUCACCAAGCAGAAAAGUAAAGAAACCCUAGAACAAGCCAUCUUGGUUGAAAGAGAAAGAGUUACGCAAAUGCAAUGGGAUAUGGAUGAACUUCGCAGGAAAUACUUGGAAAUGGAGUCAAACCUCAAGUUUGAACAAAAUGAAAAGACUCGUGUGGAAUCAGAAAAGACAACUGCUAGUGGUGAGAAGGAAAUGCUGCUGCAGGAGUUAGAUAAUAAACAAGAAGAAAUAAAGAGCUUGCAAAAGCAUCUUGAAGAAGUAGAGAUGAAAUCAAAAGCAGAUGUGAAAGUUCUUGUCAAGGAAGUGAAGUCUCUCAGGAACUCUCAAGCAGAGUUGAAGCAAGUGCUAAAUAGAAAUCUGAAAGAGAAGACUGAUUUAGAGAGAGUUCUUCAUAAUGAGAAACAAAGAUGGGAAGACGCAAAACUGGCCUGGAAGGAACUUCUGCGUGAGUGUAGAAAUCUUCGUGGUCGGCUACAGGAAUGUAGCACUAAUUUUCUUUCUGAAGAAGAUGGCAAAUUCACUAUCGAUUCUCAAUCAUUGCCUGAUGCAUUGGAUCUUCUGGCAACUUCAGAUAAUAGAAUAGGCCUCCUCCUUGCUGAGGCACAACUUAUAGCGCAGGACAAUGGAGAGAACAUUAGAAAAGCAGAUAAUACUGCAAAUAGUGCAUCGUCUGAAACUCUCGUGGAAACAUCUGGCGAAGAUCCAACUAUCGCAGAUGGCGAGAUGCGAAAACUACUUACCGAUAUAUUUAUAGACAACGCACUACUAAGGAAGCAGCUCAAUUCUGUCAUGAGGUGUGCCCUAAAUACUGUUAAUAAACCAGAGAAAGAAGAGAGCGAGGAAGCGCACUCCAGGAAAACUGUUCUCAACCGGUUCUUGGAGAGAUGAAGUGGCGUGGUGUAAAUUCUUUUCACGUGCUUGCUCUACAGUUUUGGGAGCCCCCAAAUAUCAGUCACGCGAAGAAUUUACCGUCCCUAAUCCAUUGUUAGGGCACACAAUACAUAUAUACGAAUGGAAGGAACGCCUUUUUUCGUGCGAAGUUGAGUUAAUAGUUCCCAGUUUUGUCUUAGAAUAAGUGAGUCGGUUUAACUUAUCUCGUCUACUGGUGCUCCCCACAAGCGUUACCGUGAGUGAUCUUGUAAUCAUUAAAAUGUACAACUCCGGACCUUCUGCUGCUUAUAAACUUGCAAUAGAGAAAGAAACCAGCUUAGAAUUUUCCCUUUUUGCAUCACAGACUCUUGUUGUAGCGCGACAAUGUAUUGAAAGAUCAUAUUGUGUAUAGCUGUUUUAUUCAUAAAAAAUGUUGAGGAUUUUCUUUGUUGAUUC
This is a messenger RNA of Ananas comosus (pineapple), 2840 nucleotides long. Its product is annotated as PX domain-containing protein EREL1. NCBI's taxonomy places the organism in Eukaryota, Viridiplantae, Streptophyta, Magnoliopsida, Poales, Bromeliaceae. Gene Ontology annotation, biological process: protein transport. The transcript is spliced from 10 exons. Bases 246 to 2402 code for a protein of 718 amino acids. Gene Ontology annotation, molecular function: phosphatidylinositol binding. The record is from RefSeq and is a predicted model, not a curated record.